GAAGGCGUUGGUCGAGGGACGGACUGAGGCGAAGGAGGCGCGAUGAGCGACGGCUCCGGAGACCCCGCCGCGGAGCCGCCGCCCGAGGCAGGCAGAGAGGUCCGGAUCGUCGUCGAGUACUGCAAGCCCUGUGGCUUUGAGUCUGCCUACCUGGAGCUGGCCAGCGCAGUCAAGGAAGAGUAUCCAGAUAUAGAGAUCGAGUCCCGGCUCGGAGGGACAGGAGCUUUUGAGAUUGAAAUAAACGGCCAGCUGGUCUUCUCCAAGCUCGAGAAUGGAGGAUUCCCGUACGAGAAAGAUCUCAUUGAAGCCAUCCGGAGGGCAAGAAACGGGGAGCAGCUCGAGAAGAUCACGAAGAGCCGCCCGCCCUGCGUCAUCCUUUAGCCACGCCCUCUCCGCUUCCUGUCUUUUGAGCCCCCUUCCUUCUCGCCUCCCCCCACCCCUGCUUGCUUCCAGCUGUCUUCACCUCUGCCUCCAGGUGGAAUGACCUUAUUAAGUGGGGCUACAGGAGCAGCGGCCUCAAGGUAUUUGGGGUUGUCUCAGCCCAGAGAGCCUUAGAAGCGAGAGCCACAGGAGGGGAUCCCCAGGGCCUCUCAAAAAGUGCCGGGCAAGGCUUCAGGGAAGUUCCCCUCGGUGCUCAUUUUCAGACAAGAGAACGGACUCCCAUCUUCACGUAACAGCUGCAUUUGCUAUCCGCCAUCUGAGCACGGAGCUCCUCCCCCCCCCCCCCCCCGCUCCUUUUGUAACUCAGUCCUCUUUGGGACUUUGUUCUGGGACGCAGACUCCUCCUCCGUCCCCUUCUGACCAACAGUCAGGACAAGCCGGUGUUGUUUGUGCAGCCUGAAGUGCUGGAGGGGAUCUCGCUAAAGGGUCUUGGAAACACCACCCUUUGAGCAGGAUCACGGGCUCUAAAGGAGGUUCAGAAGGACAGCCUGUUCCCUGCAGAACAGGAGAGGAGCAGAGAUUCAAGGCAUUGCUUCCUGGUGAAAAACCUCUCGCUGUGACCAAAACUGUCCCCUCAGCAAUGCAGCAGGAGGUAUUUUGAGUGCACACACACACACACCAACUUCCAAAUACGAGAAUAAAAGAAACUGGAAAGCAGGUCUUGCGUGAUUUUAGGUUUUAACCAUCCACCUUUUCAGCGUUGAGCGUCGCCUGGUUGGACGAUGUUUCUGAACAGGAUGGGUGGAGCUUACUGGAGCAUUUUUGACAGGAGUCCCUCCUCGGGCUUCCCUGCAUUAUUUUCCUCCCUUGCAAGUUCCUGUUUCAGGGGGACGGGUUGUAUCCACAUGUGUUCUGCUCCCUCUUGUGGUCAAUUGACUAUCGCACCAGUUGAUCCCUGCCAUAGAUGGAAAUCUGCAGGGAGAUACAGCGGACAUAACCUGUUAUAAUAUGGAAUUGGCCACUAGAGGGAGCAAAACACAUGUGCAACAGACCCCCCCCCCCCCCCUUCAAGAAACUGGAACUUUCAAGCAAGGAAAAAAUGGGGAUGUGGCAAAGCCUUUCAUUGUUAGAUAGGUCAGAAGCUUGCUUUGCUGAGGGGGGGGCACGGCCCCAUCAGGAGGCAGCAUUUAGGAGAGGGCCAUUCCACCUGGAUUUUGCCAACUCAUACCAGAUUCUGGAGUGAGGGGGGGCGUAAAAGAGAAUAGGUUGACCUUUUUUUUUUUUUUAACCACACCUGCCCAACUCUUUGCCAGCCAGGUGCUCUGACCUACCCACGAGCCACCUGGGCAACGUUUUUUGGAGGGUUUGAAGCCCGAAACCGAGAGACAGAACUUUGGAACUUGCCCCUCGUUCAUCUCCCUCCUUUCAGCUGGAACGCAAAGACUUUACUGAAGCAACGUUUAAGCAUCUGCCCGACUCUUGCGCGUAGCUCACCGAGAGCUGUAGAUCCCAUUGUCAGUCACAUCUCCAUAAUGCCAAAGCUGCGAUACAAGUUUCUCUCAACUGUUCAAGCAGCAGCUGAUAAAAUGAAGCCGGGAUGUACGCAUGCGAAUCUCAGCAUCACGCAUCCCGCCCCCCCCCCCCCCCCGCCACGACAGAGGAAGAGGCGGGGACACAGCCGGAGGGUGCCGUGUCUCUCAUCACCACCAGUUUGUGAGUGACAGGUCGGCUUCCUCCUUUGCCCCCCCCCCUGCUGCUCCCCAGCUCCUAGGGCUUUUAGCACCCAGUUUUCACCUCUUUAUCUGCCACCUUGUGACUCUGGCAUUUCUGCCACUCCGGGAGCGCUAAGAGGCUGGGCCUCAACUGUGCUGCUAACUGCGAUAAAGACACACACACGCACAGAGAUGUCCGAGAGUGGGAGGAGGAGCAGUCUGAUGCUGCUUCUCGCUGCCUGAUUCGUUUGCAGAGAAGGUCAAUGAAUCUAUUCGCUAAUAUAGAAAUGUUUAAGAAUAAAAGUAUUUAAGAAUAAAA
Heteronotia binoei (common prickly gecko) is the source of this 2412-nucleotide messenger RNA. It is a transcript of the gene MIEN1, whose product is annotated as migration and invasion enhancer 1. The record is from RefSeq and is a predicted model, not a curated record. Bases 43 to 381 code for a protein of 112 amino acids. The transcript has 5 exons. NCBI's taxonomy places the organism in Eukaryota, Metazoa, Chordata, Lepidosauria, Squamata, Gekkonidae. Gene Ontology annotation, biological process: negative regulation of apoptotic process; positive regulation of filopodium assembly.